Messenger RNA from Ostertagia ostertagi, 867 nucleotides. NCBI's taxonomy places the organism in Eukaryota, Metazoa, Nematoda, Chromadorea, Rhabditida, Trichostrongylidae. The record is from the annotation of a GenBank genome assembly.
AUGUUCCGUCUCGCAAAUGUUAUUGGAUCGGAGAGAUUGUCGAUCUCCGUUGUCAUAGGGAAAUUGCAGGUUCUGGCUAUCUGGCCCGACAAAGAGGAAGAGUGCAAAGAAAGAGCGAAUAGGAUUUGCGAUGAGUACGCUAACUCACGCUAUGCAAAAGAUUUGCAAGGGCUGAUGAAGGCUGCUGAGAAACCGCGAUCCCUGCGCCCUCAUCACGGAGCCGGCUUGUCUCGACUCAUCAGUGCACUUUUCGUGAGAUAUGCUAAGGAUAAUGUCCGAAAUAAAUCGGUUAUGCGAGCAAAAGGGAGCUUAAAUGUUAAGGUACUCUCCUAUAUGCCGAUCUUUUCCAUGGACGGGAUGAUUCUCACUAGCAUUGCCUACUGGUUGAUCGGUCUCGCUCCGACUGCUGGACGAUUUAUUCGCACCGUUAUAACUGGUGUACUUGUGGAGGCCAUGGUGGCCAGCUUGGGAGUCGCCGUCUGCUCGAUGUCCCCGUCGUACGCAGUCGCCGUCACAAUCACAGGACCACUUCUUACAAUUUACUCAAUGACAGGCGGUCUUUUCACGAAUGUCGCCAUGCUUCCGGACUGGAUAAGAUGGGUGCAAUACUUGUCGUGGUUCCGCUUCGGUUACGAAGCAUUCAUUAUCAACGAGUGGACGUACGAGAAAUACGACAACAUAAGCUGUACAAUGACUAGCGGAAAGGUGGCUGAAUCCUGCGAACAUUCUGGAGCGGAAGUGAUUGAGAAUCUAAGUUUCCGUCCUGUCAACUUAUACUUCAAUUGGCUGGUUAUGAUUUUGUACACACUAGCACACUACUCAAUCGGCUACAUCGCUCUCACUUUUCGAGUUCAACGACAGCGAUGA